AUGGGCUCGGAGGCAGGCUGGCAGGCUGAGGGCAGAAGAUGCAGAAGAGGUGAAUUGGAGGCUAAACUGUGGUACGCUGCCUCACAAAGGGAUCGGCCCAGGAGUUGCCGUGUUGGAGGGCGAAGAGAGGGCUGCCAUGGCUGCCAUGGCAUUUGCGCCUGUCAGUUGUCGGCUAGCAGGCCUGUCGGUCCACGCCAAUCCAUGGCGCCGCACCCAAAUGCCACGCCUGCAACGCCCCAGUCUUCCACCACGGCCACCUCGGCGGACGCCGGACGCGACGAGCGAGUCGAAUCGCAUCGCAUCGAGUCGAGUCGAGUCAAGUCGGGUCGCACAUGCUGCCAGCCUGGCCGCUGGUCCGUCUGCUCGCCUGCCUGCCCGCCGCCGCUACGGGACGACAACGCCUAUUGCAAGGACGGACGCCUGCGUACUUUUGGUUGGGAUACGACAACGGCUCUAGCCUCCUCCAGCGACGCCCUCGUGACGGCGAAAUGA
Messenger RNA from Bipolaris maydis ATCC 48331, 492 nucleotides. RefSeq lists its product as uncharacterized. The record is from RefSeq and is a predicted model, not a curated record. NCBI's taxonomy places the organism in Eukaryota, Fungi, Ascomycota, Dothideomycetes, Pleosporales, Pleosporaceae.